Molecule: messenger RNA, 2747 nt
Organism: Myripristis murdjan (pinecone soldierfish)
Lineage: Eukaryota; Metazoa; Chordata; Actinopteri; Holocentriformes; Holocentridae
Gene: arpp21
Product: cAMP-regulated phosphoprotein, 21
Exons: 20
Coding region: 310-2325 (671 amino acids)
Molecular function (GO): nucleic acid binding
Source: RefSeq, a predicted model, not a curated record
GGUCGGUUGUUUUUCCUCGACUACAGUUUUUCGUGUUAUUUCACUCGCUGACAUCGACGCUGCUUGUCUCUGUCCAUCACUGUUCCCUCUGCCUACCGGGGCCGUAAUAGUAACCGUCACUUCGGACUGCUGUUAUUCCAUCGACCGGCAAAGGGCUUGCAGAGAGAGGAACGACAGAGAAGGAGAGGGCGAGCGGAGAGGAUAAUUGCGUUUCUAGCUGCCCUGUGGGAACAUGGGAUAUAUGACCUCAUCAUUCACCUGUGAGGCUUUCGAACAGUAAACAACUUCCAGAGAGAGAGAGAGAGAGAGAUGACUGAGGUGGCUGUAGGAAGUAUGGAAGUCCUCCCAGAGUCCUGUGCUCGAACAGACUGUGGUGGUAUCAGCUGCCCCUCCCCUCCAGCCUGCCUGUCCCCCUGUACCAACCAGGACGAGGACGAGAGUCACCAUGAAAACAGAGAGCUGGAGCAGCAGAAACAGUGUAACCAGGUGCAACCAAAGAAGAAAGUUAAGCCCAAAGGGAAGUUGGUGCGCAGUAUGGCUAUAUGUGAGGAAUACUCCCCACCUGGAGACAGUGCCCAAGACAGUCAAACUUCUCUAGAAGCAAACACCUCAUCCAGUUGCCUUGACAGUGAGAUAACAUCCUGUAAGCAAGAACAGGAGAAGAGCAAAGACCCAAAGAAACAUUCAGUAUCCAAAGAAUCCAGUGUGGAGUACACAGACUCCACUGGCAUAGACCUGCACCAGUUUAUCGUCGACACCCUCAAUAGCAACCCCAGGGACCGCAUGAUGCUGCUUAAACUGGAGCAGGACAUGAUUGACUUCAUCACCAGCAAUAGUCCCUUUAAGAAGUUCCCCCACAUGUCAUCCUACCAUCGUAUGCUGGUCCAUCGGGUGGCGGCCUACUUCGGCAUGGAGCACAAUGUAGAUCAGACAGGCAAGUCUGUCAUCAUCAACAGGACCAGCAGCACACGCAUACCAGAGCAUCGUUUUCUAGAAGAGGUGAAUGAGGAGAGGACAGAGGAGAUCCACCAGUGGAAAGCUAUUCUGAAAAGAGACAACAGCUCAGACGACCAGUCCAAACUGCAUCCCUUACGGGAGAAGCAGAGCAAGUCAGUGGAGGAGAGAGAGGAGGAGUACCAAAGAGUGCGAGACCGAAUCUUCAACCAGGAGCCACUGUGCAGCCAGGAGAAUGUCCAUGCAGAAACCAGGGCUGUGGAGGAGUACAACCCAUAUGCUGAGACCCAGAAGAGAAGGCAGCUCUUCAGGGGGAGUCGUGACAACUCAGGCUCCAGCUGGACCGGCAGUAGCAGGCAGAGCAGCACGGAGACUGACUGUCGCUACAGCAACGACCCCCGGCCUUGGAGCAGCACCGACUCAGACUCUUCCUACCAGUGGACAAGUCCCGUCCCCAAGCACCGCCAAGCUGCUAAUCAUAGCUGGGACACACGGGGUACAGGCUCCAUCUCUCUUUUCAGAGUAUCUUCCACAUGCCCCCACCCCUCCUCUCCUCCCAUCCCCGAAGAGCCGGUCCCUGCAGCGAACUCUACCUACAUCAUGGAGAACGGGAUCCCGCCAGGAAGCAUAUUAGUGAACCCACAUACUGGUCAGCCUUUCCUGAACCCUGACGGAACCCCGGCUGUGUACAACCCUCCUGACAGUCAGCAGUCAAUCAGGAGCCAGUUCCAGCUGCCAGGCCCUGCCUCUCAACAGCAACAGGUGGUUCAGUACUCGUCUGUCUCUUAUGCAGCUCCACAGGUGUUGCCAGUCACUCCCUCACAGCCAUACUCUACACAGGUUGACGAGCUAUCCUCUCAGUUUGCUCAUGUAACAGUGAGCUGUCAGUCGAAGGGGGAAGCCCCGCCCCUCUGCACACCCAGUCACACCUAUGUCUAUGCAGCUCCGCCCCCUCCCCCUCCCCCUGCUUCUAACCCCCCCAGCUACUGCCAGCCUUCACCUCAGAUGCCUGUGUAUUACUAUAGCCAGUGCCCUACCUCAGCUCAACAGGCAUGCAGACCUCUCUCACCUAGCCAGCACAUCCACAGCCAAGCAGCACAACCGACAGGUUUCCCCCCUGCCCCAGGGGUGCAGCAGUCUUCCCACAGCCAAGGCACAGCUGUGAUGGGAACCUACUCACCGAUGUCCUCUCAUCAGUGUGGCGUGGUCCAGGGAGGUGUGUCGGUCUCCUAUCCUCAGAGUAACAUUAUGACUGCUGUGGGUGGGGAGGUGGGCUACUGCUACAUGGUGCCCCCACCGUCGCAACACAGCGGCUGCCAUCCUCCCAGCUGCACCAACCUCAGUGCCCAGGCCUGGAGCGCACAGUACUGAAAGAUACACAGUCAUGUUGACGGAUGCCUGAUGCAAUUUUUGUCCCUACGUGAACACAUGUACACACCCACAUACUAACACGCACAACACACUUUUUUCUUCACACUGCACCUUCCUUCACUCACUCCCCUUUCUGCUGAUGUUGCCUACAUUAUUCACACACACACACACACACACACACACACACACAUAGAGGAGCAUGAGCACGCAUACACUCACACACACACACACACAACACACCCACUCACAUAUGCCUACCACUGUACCAAAGCUAAAUAGUAUAUAUCAGAGCUGCUGUACUGAAUGCAUAAUUUAUAUACACAAAUGGAGUUUUAUAUUGAUAUUAAAUUAUAUAUUCUGUUUUAAUGAAAUGCAACGAGUGAAUAAAGUGCUGUGACUGCAUUGACAUGGUCACAUUUCUA